Messenger RNA from Solanum tuberosum (potato), 1626 nucleotides. RefSeq lists its product as uncharacterized. The record is from RefSeq and is a predicted model, not a curated record. The transcript is spliced from 4 exons. NCBI's taxonomy places the organism in Eukaryota, Viridiplantae, Streptophyta, Magnoliopsida, Solanales, Solanaceae. The coding region runs from base 1 to 1626 and encodes 541 amino acids.
AUGGUGAACGCACAAGAACUUGAGGUGCAGAGACAAAGAUUUGGAUUGGAAGCUGAAACCGUCGCAAAAGGUAUUCAGCCGAAUGUUGUGAACAACCAACCUAGGGCAGUGGAUGAAAACAUAGCAGUAGAUGAAAUCAUUCCUCUCCACCGCCAACCAAUAGCUCCAAGGAGUAGACCACAACCUCCAGCUCACAUGAUGUAUGAAGAGGAUGACUUAGAUUUUGAUGGAGCUGGAGCUACUAGAGUGAUAGUGUUACCUGCACUACCUCCAGGUGUUAAAUUCAGAAUCACCAACACUAUGAUUCAACUGCUGAAUCUGAAAGGUAUGUUUAGAGGAACAGCGGGUGAUGAUGCUAACCAGCAUCUGAUGAAUUUUGUGGCUAUAUGCAAGUCGCAAGAAAUUCCUGGAGCAACAAAUUGGCUGAAUGAGAUGCCCAAUGACUCAAUUAGGACUUGGACCGAACUGAAGGAAGCUUUCGUGGAACGAUUCUUUCUAGAAUCAAAAGAGCUACAAAUGAAAGACGAGAUAAGUGCCCAUAAGCAGCUACCCAGAGAAGCAAUGUAUUACACCUGGUGGAGAUUCAGCCAAAAGCUGAAGAAUGUGUGGAGGAUUUUUAUAAGGAAGCCAUUCUCAGAGAGCAUGCAACUGAUGGAUGAGGUUUCAAAGAAUAAAAAGGCAUGGUACACCAGGGAUGCAGAAGUAGGAGAUCUUGGGUAUACUUAUGAACUUUCAGCUGAACAAAGGAAGAGAGAAGAAGAAAGGGAUCAGGACAUAGCACACAUGAGGACCCAAAUAGAUCUACUCACGAAGCAUAUUGUCUCCAAGUCUGAAAAAGUAAAUGUCGUGGGACAGUCAAACAUAUAUGAAGAUCAGGACAUCAAUCUAGAUGAAGAGGCUAAUUACCUGGGCAACCAAGGAGGUUUCCAAAAUUAUUACUCGGGCAACCAGGGUUACAAUUCUGGAAAUGCAGGUUGGAACUAUUCAAUGGAAGGACAGUAUGAAAGGCCAGCAAAUAGAGAGCAGGAAACUGGCAGAACAGAGAUGUGUACAGAAAUUAUUGAAGUGGUGUCUAUGUGCUCCCAGAGGAAGAAUGGGUCAUUACCAAGUGACACGAUCCAAAAUCCCAAGAAGGAUGGGCAUUUUGUGGCUAUCGCCACCAGGAGUGGUAAGGUUCUUACUGACCCUAUUUUUGCAGGUACUAAACAUGAGCAUGUGUUGGAGAAAGUUGGAAGAGAGGGGGAUGAAGCUGAACAAGUAGAUGACUUGGAGUAUGCUCAACCAAUAGCCAAACCGGCAGGAGCAAAAGAAAAAGAGGUUGAGGGAACCAUGCCUUUACAGCAGAUCCCAAGACCACAUCUUCCUUUCCCUCAAACGCUUAAAAAGAAAGCCGAAGAUGGGAAAUUUGUGAAGUUUAUCACCAUGUUGCGACAGCUGUCAGUAAACAUCCCACUGGUGGAAGCACUACAGCAAAUGUCGGGAUAUGCCAAGUUCAUGAAGGACUUGGUCACAAAGAAAAGAGCUGUAAGUAUUGAUUUAACUGACAAUGUUCAUCACUGCAGUGCUUUUGCUACCAGGUCUCUGGUACAGAAGAAGGAGGAUCUGGAUGCAUUCACCAUACCGUGA